Molecule: messenger RNA, 3065 nt
Organism: Echinops telfairi (small Madagascar hedgehog)
Lineage: Eukaryota; Metazoa; Chordata; Mammalia; Afrosoricida; Tenrecidae
Gene: TAGAP
Product: T cell activation RhoGTPase activating protein
Exons: 9
Coding region: 2-2173 (723 amino acids)
Biological process (GO): regulation of Rho protein signal transduction; signal transduction
Molecular function (GO): GTPase activator activity
Source: RefSeq, a predicted model, not a curated record
CAUGAAGGUGACAAGCAGCUGUAACAUUUCCAAAACACUAACUGCCAAAGACAUGGACAUGGUCAUCGGAUGUCAAUCAGAGGGCAAUAUCAAGGAGCAUCCUCUCCUGGCAUCAUCUGAGAGCGAAGACAGUAUUUGCCAGCUGAUUGAGGUCAAGAAGAGGAAGGUGCUCUCCUGGCCCUUUCUCAUCAAGAGGCUGACCUCUUUGUCGGACUUCACUGGGCCCUUGGAGCCAGAAUUGAAAGCGACGCUGUUUGACCAGCCCUUGUCAGCCAUCUGUGGUGAGGACCACACACUGCCCCGGCCCAUUCAGGGCAUCCUCACUAUUCUGUGCCGUCAAGGCCCUUCGACUGAAGGAAUAUUCCGCAAAGCGGCCAAUGAGAAAGCCCGCAAGGAGCUCAAGGAGGAGCUAAACUCGGGAGGUGCGGUGGACUUGGAAGGCUGCCCCGUGCACCUGCUGGCUGCAGUCUUUAAGGACUUCCUGCGGAGCAUACCCCAGAAGCUGCUCUACAGAGACCUGUUCGAGGACUGGAUGGACGCCCUGGCCCGGCCGUGUGAGGAGGACAGAGUGGAGGCCCUCCAACAGGUUGCAGAUAAACUCCCGCGGGCCAACCUGGAGCUGCUCAAACAGUUGGUCUACGUGCUUUUCCUCAUCAGCAAGAACGCUGGCACCAACAAGAUGGACUCAAGCAACCUGGCCAUCUGCAUCGGGCCCAACAUGCUGGCCCCGGACAGCGGCCAGAGCCUGUCGCUGGAAGCCCAGAGAGACUUGAACUAUAAGGUGAAGACACUGGUGGAAUUCCUCAUUGACCACUGCUUUCAGGUCUUCGGGGAGAACAUUCCGGCACCUUCCAGCAUUACCUCUGAUGAGUCCCUGGAGCACACAGACAGUUCAGAUGGGUCGACCCUGCAGAACGACUCAGCCUAUGACAGCACAGACCCGGAUGUGGAGCCCAGCGUUGUCACCUGCUCUCGGAGCGGGCAGCCCCAGGGGCCCACGGAGCGGCCCAGCAGCUUGGACAACAGCGGGCCGCGGGACCUGUGUGAGCCGGGCCCAAAGCCCAUGGCCAGCGUGGUGGCCAGGCUGAAAGGCUCUCUGGUUCAACCAGACAGGAGGCAUUCGGAACCCAGCCGGGCUUCCUCCCAAGAGUGCCUUGGGGGCCGGAUCACGAGUCAAAAGCUAACCAAGAGUGAGGACAACUUCCCGCAGGCAAGGGUGGGCUCUCGUUUUGAGAGCGAGGAUGCUGGAGACCCAUUUCCGGAGGAGGUUUUCCCUGUAGCAGAAGUCAAACCCCAAAGACCCCUGGGCCUGAAGGCAAAGAGUGUGACUCAGGGCCCAGCGUUCCCCCGGGGACUGUUACCGAAGGCCAUCUCCUCGGGCUCCCUGGACAGCUCCUCUGAUGGCUCCCCUGUGGUUUCUCCCUCCAGUCCCAAGAGGCACUUCUUCACCCGGCACCAGUCCUUCACCACCAAGCCUGACAAAGGGAAGCCCAGCAGAGAGAUACGAAAGCAUUCCAUGUCCUUCUCCUUCGCCCCGCACAAAAGAGCGCAGGCCAAGGGCGCCGGCGGUGGGUCUGGGACGCACAAAGGCCUUCCCGCGAGUCAAGGAAAGAAGAGUGGGAAGAAAGACAGCCAGCUCGCUGGCCGCAUCAUCCAGGCGAGCUGGCCCGAAACCCACAGCCACACGGCUCUGCACUUGGACUUAAGAGCCCAGGGCUUCUCCGUGGACGAUGUGUUUCGACAAGUGGACCAGAGACUCCCUGGAAGGCCGCCGUCUUAUGAAGAGGCGGUUCUGGGUCAGCCUUUGGAACUCACGGCCUACACGAGCCAAACGGUUGGAAGCAUGAGAGCACGAAUGCUCAGUCAAGACUCCACGCAGCCAGCUCUCCACCCGACUCACCAUGCAGGGGACUCGGGAAACCCCUGCCACCCAGGGCCACCGAGUGGGCACAGGCUCUCUCCCGUGACUGGCCGUUGGAAAGGAGGCCGGACUGUGUGUGCGUCCGUGGAAACCGAAGCAGACGUGGCUGUGCCUGGGAGAGCUGCCCUCCCCCGGCUGAGAACUGUGUCUGAGUCCUUGGAAAAGAGCAGGCGGGACUACUUCGUCCGGCGCUGCAGUCAGCCAGUGCUUGAGGCUGACCGGUUCCCAUCUGCUAGAGAGUCCUACAUUUAGAGGCAGCUAGGGCCAUCCCCCGGGACAGAGCUUGUGGUGUCUCUGUAAAUAUGUGACUGUGUAUAGACUUAUUUUUAGGUUCUGGGUUCAACAAAGUCAGGAAUAAGCUCCUUUAGAAAAGUCCUCGAUGGGGACACAUGUGCGCGGUGGCGCUUGGGUCCCGUCUGCGUGCCCCCGAAAUGUGCAAUAUGUGAUGUCAUGGACAAGGCGGGAGAGGCCAAGAAUGGGGGCAGGUCCACGCAUGUAUAUUUGCUGGUGUGCUUGAGGUGGAUUACGUGGCUGCCCGCCCUCCCAGGGCACUUGCUCAUUGGUUAGGGUUUACCAGUACUUUUUUCUUCUCUUCAUGUUGUCUCACCUGGCACACCGAUUGCCACAGCUCCGCUUAGGGACUGACGUUUAAAGCUCUGUGAGUAGUUGAUGUGGAGGAGCAGCUCCCGGGUUCUUAAUCACCACGGUCCAAGAAAGAGGGUGGCAGUCAGGAACCCCAGCUCCCUGUUGGAAGCGCUCACCACCAUCACCAACGCCGAUGAAGGACGAGGCCUCCAUGGAAGUUCUCCAACAUGUCUUUUCAUCCUCAAAUUACGUGCCUUCCAUUCCGAUGAACCCACUUAUAGCUGUGGGUUUCUCUGCGGUUCAGUGACGCCAGACCUCAUAGUGUGCAGGUGACCAGUAUCUGUGUAUUUGGGGGUCGUGUAAAACUUCAACGUGAUUGCACUACAAUAAAGCGCCUUCCUUAUGUGAAAGUAUAACUCUUCGUUCUUCCCUGAUACCCUGCCCUCCCUUCGGUUAAUAGGCGUCGUAUGCCAGGAAAGUUGUUGUUUGCACAUUCCUUCAUCAGCAUUGAUGGAUACUGUGCUCCUUGUUUUGAGUUUCAAUAAAACUGGGGAUCUUG